This is a messenger RNA of Asparagus officinalis (garden asparagus), 715 nucleotides long. Its product is annotated as dr1-associated corepressor homolog. The transcript has a single exon. Gene Ontology annotation, biological process: regulation of DNA-templated transcription. Gene Ontology annotation, cellular component: nucleus. Gene Ontology annotation, molecular function: protein heterodimerization activity. NCBI's taxonomy places the organism in Eukaryota, Viridiplantae, Streptophyta, Magnoliopsida, Asparagales, Asparagaceae. The coding region runs from base 101 to 508 and encodes 135 amino acids. The record is from RefSeq and is a predicted model, not a curated record.
CACAAAAAAGAUUAAAACCACCCCAACAAAAAACCGAAAAAAAAAAUUCCCCUAAGUAGAUCCCAUCUCUCAAAACCCUAGAAAUCCUCCAUCAACAUCAAUGGAUACAAGCCAAGAUGAAGUUCCAGCCCUAACCCCAUCGUUCCCAACCGGUAGAAUAAAGAAAAUCAUAAAAAUCGAUCAAGAAAUCAACAAGAUCAACUCCGAAGCCCUCCACCUGAUCUCCAUCUCCGCCGACCUCUUCCUCGCCUCCCUCACCGAGGGCGCGAGGGACGCCGCCGUCGGGAAGAAGAGGCGGAUCAUAAAGAUCGAUCAUUUACGAUCUGCGGUUCGAUCGCACGCGCCGACCUCGGACUUCCUUCUCGAUUGUCUCCCGGCCGCUGCGGAGACGGCGCCGGCGAAGGAGAAGAGGGCCAAGCUGGAUCGGGUUGAGAAGCCGCUGCCGCCUGGGGCUCGAAGGAUCGAUGGGUUCUUCCGGAAGAAUGCGGAUCCAGUGGAGGGUUCUUGAUCUUGAUGAGGAUGGUAUCUUGUUUAUGUCAGGUAUCUUGUUUUCUUGUCAACUAGGGGCGUCUGCGAUGCUUCUGGAAAAAAAAAGAUAAUAACGUAGAAGAGUACUUUUUCAAUCGAAAUGGGUCAAUUUCGUGGUUGAUGAUUAUGAUUUGUAAAAUAUGGAUCGAGUGUAAUUCAUAGGAGAAUAGCGUUUCUUUCUUCUCUU